This is a messenger RNA of Pleurotus ostreatus (oyster mushroom), 2820 nucleotides long. RefSeq lists its product as uncharacterized. Bases 1 to 2820 code for a protein of 939 amino acids. Lineage: Eukaryota; Fungi; Basidiomycota; Agaricomycetes; Agaricales; Pleurotaceae. The transcript is spliced from 4 exons. Gene Ontology annotation, molecular function: crossover junction DNA endonuclease activity; 5'-flap endonuclease activity. The record is from RefSeq and is a predicted model, not a curated record.
AUGGGUGUGCCAGGACUAUGGGACAUACUCCGACCCGCGAGCAAGGUGAGAUCCCUCACCGAAGUCGCGGUUGUCGAAGGUUUCGAAUCCAAUGCCAACGGCAUGCGUGGUUUUCGCGUCGGAAUUGAUGCUAGCAUCUGGUUUUUUCACGCGAAUUAUGGCAAGGAGGGCGAGAAUCCCGAGCUCAGAACACUCUUCUUCCGGUGUGCCACUCUGCUGCGGUCGCCGUUUCUCCCAUUAUUCGUCUUCGAUGGGCCCAAACGCCCGGGAUUCAAGCGGGGCAAAAGAAUCAACACGUCGAGCCACAAGCUGACGACGGGUAUGAAGGCUAUUAUCGAGGCGUUUGGGUUUGAGUGGCGUACGGCACCUGGCGAAGCGGAAGCAGAGCUUGCGUAUCUGAAUCGCGUGGGCGUUAUUGACGCAAUUCUCUCUGACGACGUCGAUACGUUCCUCUUUGGUGCAACCAUGGUCAUCCGCAAUUCGAGCAACACGCUUUCAGGCAACAAAUCCAAUCCUGUUCUCAAUUCCGACGGUCGAGAUGACAAGAAUCACUCUGCUGUCUACCUCCUCAGCGAUAUCAAGUCACACCCAUCCAUCGGCAUUGACCGCGGUGGAUUCAUACUUAUUGGUCUUAUGCGAGGAGGGGACUACCAUCAGGCUGGUGUCUCGCGUUGCGGCCCUAUCAUCGCCCAUGGGCUGGCCAGAGCUGGGUUCGGUGAAUCGCUCUACCAGGCCGCACAGAAGCUCUCACAGCAAGACCUCAUCCACUUCCUCGACAACUGGCGCAACGAACUGCGACACGAACUACGCACUAACUCUCAGGGGUACCUCGGGAAGAAAUUCGUCGCACUUUCGAAGUCUAUUCCCAACGACUUUCCUAAUCUAGAGGUGCUGGACUCGUAUGUUAAUCCGAUCACGUCCGAGUCGAUGGGCCGGACGAUUGAGAUGAACAGGCCGAGGUGGGACAAGGAUCCGGACUUGGGCAAGCUGGCGGAGACUUGUGAGUUCUAUUUCGAGUGGGGAUAUAAAGAGGCUAUUGUGAAGAGGUUCAGGACUGUGAUAUGGCCAAGCGUUACGCUGCGGAUCCUAAGGCGGGCUGUCUUAGUCGCUGAAGAAGAGAAGACAAGGUCUUCUAGGUUUACUGCUGAUGUACCUUCAACGCCUAGGAAACAAAGGCCUGACACUUCCGUCAGCUCUCCUAUGGGCACGCCGUCGAAGAUGAUAACGAAACACUUCUCCUCGCUGAAGCUUGCGGAUGACGACGAUGCCUCGAAUCUGGUGGUAAAGAUCCAUUCCCAGCGACGGCACGCUUCUACCGACAAGAUCCUGGAAUAUCGUCUAGAGGUUGCACCCGCUCACCUAGUUCGUCUCACUGAAGCGGGCGUCAAGGGCAUACGGCGCCCGGAUGAUGCAGAUGAAUGGGCAUCGGAGGAUCCCGGCGACGAGGACGACGAGGACGACGAAGAGGGUGGCAAGAGGAAAGGGCCUAAGAAACUGCCUCCACCUCCCGAUUCACACAUCCGUGUAUGGAUGCCUGCUUCCAUCGUAUCUCUGGCUGAACCUGAAGUCGUCGAAGCCUACGAGGAAGCUGAGAGGAAGAAGGUCGAGAAGAAGGCGAAUAAAGGGAGGAAGACGACCAGCGCCUCGAAAGCGGCAUCGGGAACAAAGACCAAGGCGACUACCAAGGCUAAGUCUACUCCUGCCGCUUCACGCCGCAAGAAGGUGCCGGUGGCUGACGAGGAGGAAGAGGAAGAUGAUAUACACUUGCGAUUGGCGAAUCUGCGAGAAGAGGAAGAAGAAAGCAGUGACGAUGCCCUCCCUAUCCACGCUCCUCCGCUGAAACGCUCCAUCGCGCCUGCUACGGCUUCGAUGUCAACCUCUAGUGCCCAGCUAGAUUUGGGACUUAAAUCCUUCUUUACGACGCAAAAAUUGGGGACUAGUUCUCAAGACAAGGUCAAAGAGGCCCCAAUGAGGAAUAGCUCUACCUCUCAACGUUCUCCCGAUUCCUUGCCGACUAAGGUUGUGGAUUUGACUUCGCGUACCCGUCACGCCACCACGUCGAACCCUCGCCGUUCAGCUACUACAUCGUCAUCUCAAAGCCGAUCGCAGCCUACCAUGAUGUCUGCGAAAUCACUUUUCCUUUCUGACAGUGAGGACGAACCAGACGACUCCAACCAGCCCCCUCCGAAAUUUGAUAUUACUCCUUCAAAGGCGAAGGUUCCUCGGGCGACGUCCUCAGCUACCAGGACGCUCAAAUCCCCCCUUAUUUCUCCACCAAGUCCGAUGCCUACCCCAACCCCCUUUCCCUUGGACCAGAUACCCGGUUUCUCUAUACCCAGCAAGGCCCUGUCCUCCCAUACCCAUCCAGCGGCAUCGUCCUCUAGAAGGAAGAUUGUGACCAUCUCGGAUUCCGAUGAAUCAGAUCCGGGGCCCAACGUUCGCAAGUCUCCCCGAAAAUCAGUGAAACACACGUCCCCUCAUUCCAGAAGUAGAACCCCGAAACGCGCCUUAGACAAGGCAAGAGAGCGACCUAGCUCUCCCUCACCUAUGCUAUCGUCUCAAGUAUCAAAAACGUCCUCGACAGCUUCAGAGUCGUGGAGGACGGCCAUACCUUCGCUUCCGAAGUCCCAUCAUCGCGCUAUUGAGAUUCUGGAGAUAUCUAGCGAUGAUGAACCUCCCGUGGACCUGGAGAAAGUUCCUCCGUUGCUAGCAGCGAGGGCUCGGGCGCAGAAGGCCGCUCUGAAAGCCCAGAGUCGAGCGGCGAAGGAGAAGAAGGGCGCGACGAAGUCAAUCUCAUCAGAUAUUAUCGAUUUAACAUAA